AUGGUUUUAGACCUUUUGAGAGCUGGCUAUGGGUAUUUAGGAAAAAUCUUAGAGACAGUGUUGCUUGGUGGUUUAGCAUUAAUAUUAUAUUUCUGGGCAAAUCAGAAAAUCUUGCGGCUUGGCGCUGGUCAGUCAGGUCCCUCUUCUCUACCUGUUAGCGGUCAAAGACAGAUAAUUGUCAUUCUCUACUCCCUCAUGCUGGGAAUACAGUUAGGAUUUAAGUUUGCGACCAAAUCCUUGAUUUACAUUCUUCAACCUUGUCACGUGGUGACCAGCCUUCAAGUUUUCCUCCUCGCCGCCCCGGUCAAUCAGUACACAGCUAGAUUAUACAGGAUACAGUUGGGAGUACUUAAUGGUGCAUUGCUGGCGCUCAUUUUUCCAGUGACAGAUACAUAUUCUCUUCCAUUUGAGAUUGAGAUGUAUUGGAUUCAACAUUCAGUCAUGCUUCUUGUUCCUUUCUACCUUUAUAGACAGGGAGAUCCUUUCUCAAAUAUAUAUACAGAUAAGUUUGCGUACAGUGUCCUGGCGUACUCAGUAUUCAUGAUUUACCAUAUUUUCAUUCUUCAGCCAAUAUCUUGUGUUCUAGGUGUAAAUAUAUCAACAGUUCUCUGCCCAUCUCCGACUGAUCCUUUCUACGGAGAAAACUAUAUACUCCACGCAGGGUGGAAUCAGGCGGUCGUGAUAUUUUCUUUGAUUGGAAUUUAUACUGUUCUCCUCUCCCUUGUGCCUGUAAAACAACAACACCAACAACAUCAACAACAACAAAUAAACAACAACAACAUCAACAACAAUCCUUCAGUCCAUAAGAAGGAAUCAUGAAAAUAUCAGCUCUAAAAGAGAGUAAAUUAAGAAGUUGUAUAAAAUAAACUUUCAAUUCUCGCUU
Messenger RNA from Eurytemora carolleeae, 883 nucleotides. Its product is annotated as transmembrane protein 164. The transcript has 9 exons. The record is from RefSeq and is a predicted model, not a curated record. Lineage: Eukaryota; Metazoa; Arthropoda; Copepoda; Calanoida; Temoridae. The coding region runs from base 1 to 819 and encodes 272 amino acids.